Molecule: messenger RNA, 2050 nt
Organism: Cucumis sativus (cucumber)
Lineage: Eukaryota; Viridiplantae; Streptophyta; Magnoliopsida; Cucurbitales; Cucurbitaceae
Product: beta-1,4-mannosyl-glycoprotein 4-beta-N-acetylglucosaminyltransferase
Exons: 4
Coding region: 505-1626 (373 amino acids)
Biological process (GO): protein N-linked glycosylation; N-acetylglucosamine metabolic process
Cellular component (GO): membrane
Molecular function (GO): beta-1,4-mannosylglycoprotein 4-beta-N-acetylglucosaminyltransferase activity
Source: RefSeq, a predicted model, not a curated record
GCUACAUUUUCGUGUGUAUCACAGACACUAAUUUUAUAUUUUCCGUUUUUGACUUUUUGUCUCUAAUCAGCCUAAGCUUCUUUUCCUCAUCACACACGUACUCUCUCUCUCUCUUUAAUCCACGAUCUAGAAAAACAGCCUCGCCUCCCGUCGUCUCCCACCGACCAGCGCUAGAGUUUCCGGCCAUCGAUUUCCGUCGGCUGCUGCUUGGUGAGGCAUGCCCAGGUACUUUAUAAUGUGGCAGGGUACAAGGACGCAACUGAAUAUCAAUCUUUUGAUUGUUUUGAUGCUUAACUUACCUAUUUAGGAUGGAUACAGGGGUCUUACGUUGGAGCACGGAGGUAUUUUUGAGUUAUGAGGGAGUAUUUUGAGAGAUCAAGAACUUCAUGCAGAAGAGUUCCAUUAAUGGAUAAGGUAACCAACAGUGGUGAGACCAUGACUCUAUCAUCUGUACCCAAAACACUAUGUCAUUAGCAUCCUUCCCAUAGUAUUCUCCCUUAAGAGAUGGCUACAAGAUCUCUUCGGGUCAAUUCUAGGCGAUUACGGCCUAAAUAUCUUCUUUUUAUGCUUCUUAUGCUUGUCCCAAUCAGUGUUAUUACCAUUUUCAAUUAUGGGCAAAAAAUUUCUUAUUUCUUCCGCCCACUUUGGGACAAUCCUCCCCGCCCUUUUGUGCGCCUACCACACUAUUAUGCAGAAAAUGUGUCUAUGGAACAUCUUUGUCGCCUCCACGGCUGGUCUUUGCGAUCUGAACCUCGUCGUGUUUUUGAUGCCAUCAUCUUCAGCAAUGAGUUAGAUUUGCUUGAAAUUCGAUGGCAGGAGCUUUAUCCAUAUGUUUGGAAGUUUGUAAUCCUGGAGUCACAUACCACUUUUACAGGCAUACAGAAGCCAUUACUAUUUAAUGCAAAUAGAGCUAGAUUUGCGUUUGCAGAGAAUAAGACUGUUCAUGAUGUGUUUUCUGGAAAAAUUGCACCUCAUGGGUUGCAUAGAAACCCAUUUGACCUCGAAUCCCAGCAACGUGUAGCUAUGAAUGGAUUACUUCAGCGUGCAGGGAUUUCAAAUGGUGAUCUUUUGAUCAUGUCCGAUACUGAUGAGAUACCGAGCCCACAUACAGUGAAACUACUGCAAUGGUGUGAUGACGUGCCUCCUAUUGUCCAUCUUGAAAUGAGGAACUACAUGUACUCUUUUGAGUUCCCCGUGGACUACAGCAGUUGGCGAGCCACAAUUCACAUUUAUGGUCCACAUACUCACUAUAGACAUUCACGCCAAAGUGAACUUAUAUUCUCCGAUGCAGGAUGGCAUUGUAGCUUUUGCUUUAGGAAUAUUCAAGAUUUUGCAUUCAAGAUGACAGCUUAUAGUCAUGCAGACCGUGUAAGGCGGCGAGACUUCUUAAACUACUCCAGGAUACAAAAGCUCAUUUGUCAGGGAGAUGAUCUCUUCGAUAUGCUUCCUGAAGAGUACACCUUCCAGGAGUUGAUUAAGAAGAUGGGAUCAAUACCGCGCUCUUCGUCGGCUGUUCAUCUUCCUGCAUACUUAAUAGAGAAUGCAGACAAGUUUAGAUUCCUACUUCCUGGAGGCUGUAUAAGAACCUCUGAAGACAACAUCCCAGGGUUGAAUAGGCAACCGUAGGGUCCUCGAUCAGUAAUGUGGUCAUUUCUAAUCUUGUCCAGCUCAUUUUCGGGUAAAGUUUAGUUCUGCCAGAGAAUGUGAAUAGCACUGCAGGCUCUCUACUUUUAGUUUACUCGCAUCAGUACUAGAUAGGAGUAGACUGAUGAUUGAUAGUUGGUGGAUAUAGACAUUUGUUUUUGCUAAUAGGAAAGUGAAAAUUGUUAGCAAGAGCGAGUGAUGUUAUGGCGGAUGAUCAAUUGUUUAGUGUAUUGAAUUUUGCAUUAGAAUGCCAGACAGCGAUAGAUUGUUGUGCUGUAAUGGCCUGUACCUCUUGAUUGUUUAUUAAAAAUUGAUAUUCAUUUCAUUGUAAUGGUAUUGAAUCCACUUUCACAGGAAAUGUUAUGAGAUCUUCCUAGUGUAAGUUGAUGAAGAGAUUUGUGUUCAA